Symbiodinium sp. CCMP2592 is the source of this 2910-nucleotide messenger RNA. The record is from the annotation of a GenBank genome assembly. Lineage: Eukaryota; Dinophyceae; Suessiales; Symbiodiniaceae.
AUGCCUUGUGCAUGUGGUCGUGGCCAGUCUGCGAAGUUGUCAUCUGCACAGAUCACGACAGCUGUCAAAGAGCAUGGAAAGAAUAGUCGCUGGCAGCAAGCUGUGUUUCUGGCGGAACAGCGGCAGCCAAUACCCUUUGACACAUGCAGCGCUGUGAUCGGUGCGUGUGGAAACGGACUGCAGUGGCAAAUGGCCUUGAUUUUUCUCUCCAAGCAUCUGCGACAAUCUCCGAGACUGAAUGCUUAUGUAUGUGUUGCUGCGAUCAAUGCCGUUUCGAAGGUUUCUCAGUGGCGGCGAGCUUCUCUUAUAUUGCGGAUGAUGCAGGCUGAUAGCUUGCCUGCAAACCUAUAUGCAUACAGUGCCGUGCUCAGUGCCAUGCAGAAGGCGGCACGCUGGAAGGAAGCCCUGGAUAUUCUUGCAGAUGCUGCAAGCCGGACUGUGCAGAGGAAUGUUGUUACAGUGAAUGCAGCAGUGAGUGCCUGUGCAGCUGCUGGAGCCUGGGAGAAAGCAGGCUUUUUACUGGAAGAACUGGCAUCCGAAGAUCAAGCUGAUCAGAUAACUCUCAAUGCUUUCAUGCAUGCCCUGUCGCGCGGGGCGCAGUGGCAGUUGGCAUUGUCCUCGUUCGCCGAGCUGCCCGUGCGGGAGGUUGAGAACAAUGCACGGACAGUAGUGGCAGUAAUGACCGCAUGCCAGAGGGCAGAGCGUUGGCAGCAUGCACUGCAGGUAUUCAAAUCCUGCAACACACAAGCCGUUCAGAGAAACCUUGUGACAUACAACGCUGCCGUGAGCUCGUGUGCUGCUGGCAGCAACUGGCAACUUGCUUUAGCGGCUGUAGCUUUUCCUGACGGAGAGUUUCGCACAGACAUCAUCACAUUCAACGCAGCCAUGGACGCUUUGGCAAAUGCGGGGCAGUGGGAACAAACCCUGCAGCUAUUGAUGCAUCUGCAUCAGCACGUACGAGCAAACCUUGUGACCUAUAACACGCUCUUAGCUGCGUGCGAGAGGAGUGGGCAAUGGGAGUGCGCCCUUCAAGUUUUCUACCGAUUAAACCAUGUUGGGAUGCAGGCAGACACUAUCAGCUUCAACACUUUGAUUAGCACCUGCUCGAAAGCGAAUCGAUGGCAAGACGGACUGAGACUUUUGGAACUGAUGCUGGCGGCAGGACUGGCGGAGGAUACUAUGAGUGGUACUGGAAUCAUAAAAGCUUGUGCCUCAUGUGCUCAAUGGCAAUGGGCCCUGCGUGUCCUUGAUCUGUAUGGCGAGCGCGCAGACUUGAGACUGUACUCUGGGGGCAUGAAUGCAUGCCAGAAGAGUUCGGCUUGGCAAACAGCUAUAUGUGUUUUCUCGCAAAUACGAGGUAAGGACUUGCGUGCUGACGCUGUGGCGCUAAACUCUCUGAUUGGUGCCUUGGAAGCAGCCGGAGAAUGGGAGCGCUUGGUCUCUGCUCUCGCAGAGCCAGGGGCUUUCUCCCUGGCUGACUCCAGGACCUGCGCUUCGGCUCUGUGUGCCUGCCUGCGAUCCGGGAGUUGGUCGUUGGCAGUGUCUCUUUGGCAAUCCUUCAGGCAGGUGGGCCUUCGCCCGGAUGUGGUGGCAAUGGAUUCUGUUAUCAGUGCAUGCGCAAGCUCCGAGAUGUGGGCUCUUGGACGCUUCUUCCUCCUAGAAUCCGAGGGCACGCCAAGUCGAAGUCCCUUGCAAUUUCUGUGGGCUCUGGCGGAGCUUGGAAUCUCUGACAAGUUCGUUAUUGCAAGCACAUGUCGCGAGGUUGUCCUCAGCUUUUAUUCAUCGCGGUGGACGGCUGCUGAUGUGGCGCUUUACGGAUGGUCGGCUGCCAUGUUGGGUGUGUCCUGUGCAGCCUUGUCCAAGUCCAUUGCCAAGCUCGCGCUGUCCCAGGAUGCCUUCAGCCUCCGGCAGUUUGCUGAGCUGGCGUUGCUUGAAGAGCCGGAGCUGGUGAGCAUGAGCCAGGUUUCGGCCCAGAAGCUUUUGUUCUCAGAGCAGCUGCAGCAGCUCUCGUUCGCGGAGCAUGGCCUUUUCGUUCUUGCCGUGCUCCGGGCAUCUUGGCUGUGUGAUCUUCUUCGAAGGGAUUUCCUUACGUCAGUCCGGGCUGCCCUGCGGCAAGUGGGCAGAUCCAUGGACACCUCGGUGCCAGUGGCAUCAGACCUUCAUCGCCGUCCCCGGCCAGUUCACCCUGAACCACGGCUCACUGCAGGCCAGCCGGUACUGUGGGAGCAUUCCGUCGACAACGUUGUGGUGUACAAGCCCGCGAACUGGGAAGUUUACGGUCGACACACAAAGCUUCAGCUUGCAGAUUUUGUGCGGUCAACUUUGGGCCUGAAGCCCAUUUUCGAAGAUGCCGAACACAACUAUGGCUUCUUGCAUCGCUUGGAUGUGCCAAGCUCUGGAUUGAUUCUGCUGGCUAAGACGUAUGAAGCCUGGUACGAUCUCCAGGUGCAGCUCUACGCCGGAGAGAUCGGACGCGAGUACCGAGUGCUCUGCCACGGAUGGGUCCCUUCCCCUCGUCUUGAGAUCCGUGCCCGGGUGCGGGAGGGAGUCCUGGAGCCCACGAAGUCGGGGGGACGGGGGAAAGAGAGCAUCACAAAGCUCGAAGUCUUGAAGAGGCUCGGGCCCGGUGGGCUUGGGCGCCAUGUUGCGAUCACCCAGCUUUCUGUGGAGAUCCUCACGGGACGCAAACAUCAAAUCCGGAGCCACUUUGCGUACAUCGGGCAUCCAACAAUUCGAGAUGGGCUGUAUUCCAGUGCAUCCACCUUUAAAGCCGACUUGGUUUUCUGCGCCAGAAACUGGUUGCAUAGGCACAGGUUGUCUUUCAAAGAUGCAGAGGGGCGUCGGCACGAUGUCUGCUGUCCCCUGCCGAGUGAUUUGAGCCUCGGGCCAGAGCCCAGCAAUAACAAUUGA